Messenger RNA from Chinchilla lanigera (long-tailed chinchilla), 2074 nucleotides. It is a transcript of the gene Gna15, whose product is annotated as guanine nucleotide binding protein (G protein), alpha 15 (Gq class). Gene Ontology annotation, biological process: action potential; phospholipase C-activating dopamine receptor signaling pathway; adenylate cyclase-modulating G protein-coupled receptor signaling pathway. The record is from RefSeq and is a predicted model, not a curated record. The coding region runs from base 382 to 1506 and encodes 374 amino acids. NCBI's taxonomy places the organism in Eukaryota, Metazoa, Chordata, Mammalia, Rodentia, Chinchillidae. Gene Ontology annotation, molecular function: G protein-coupled receptor binding; guanyl nucleotide binding; GTPase activity. Gene Ontology annotation, cellular component: heterotrimeric G-protein complex. The transcript has 7 exons.
CCCUUCUCCAGAAUGAGGAAGGAGGCUCAGCGGCCACCGCGGGUUGGGGACGCAGCAAGGGGUUUUCGAGUGCCUUCCCACGCUCAGCGGCCCCUCUGAACCUCGGCUGGACACCUCACAGCCAACCUGUCGGGCCGGGUCCGGGCAGGUUAGGGGUGGGCGGGAGCCUCCUCCCCUCCGCCCUCCACCCUCCGCGGCCCCGCCCAGUUCCCAGCAGAAGGCCUCUCCGAAGCCCCAGCCGGCUCCCCGGGGCCCCAGGCGGCCCGGCACAGUCCUUGGGGGACAAAUUCCCCAGACCUGGGCAGCCGGCAGGGCUGGGGGUGCCCUGCGCAGUGAGGGGCCAGGGCGAUGCCCCCUGGUGCCCUCUGAGGCACCCCCACCAUGGCCCACUCGCUGGCCUGGUCCUGCUGUCCCUGGUGCCUGACGGAGGAGGAGAAGACUGCGGCCAGGAUCGACCAGGAGAUCAACAAGAUUCUCCUGGAGCAGAAGAAGCAGGACCGAGGGGAGCUGAAGCUGCUGCUGCUGGGGCCGGGCGAGAGCGGCAAGAGCACGUUCAUCAAGCAGAUGCGCAUCAUCCACGGCGCCGGCUACUCAGAGGAGGACCGCAGGGGCUUCCGGCCGCUCGUCUACCAGAACAUCUUCGCGUCCAUGCAGGCCAUGAUCGAGGCUAUGGAGCGGCUGCAGAUCCCCUUCGGCAGGCCGGAGAGCAAGCACCACGCCAGCCUAGUCAUGAGCCAGGACCCUUAUAAGGUGACCACGUUCGAGAAGCGCUACGCAGUGGCCAUGCAGAGUCUGUGGCAGGAUGCGGGCAUCCAGGCCUGCUAUGAGCGCAGGCGCGAGUUCCACCUGCUGGACUCCGCCGUUUACUACCUGUCCCACCUGGAGCGCAUCACUGAGGAGUGUUACAUUCCCACGGCCCAGGAUGUGCUGCGGAGCCGCAUGCCCACCACCGGCAUCAAUGAAUACUGCUUCUCUGUGCAGAAAACCAACCUGCGGAUCGUGGAUGUCGGCGGCCAGAAGUCGGAGCGCAAGAAAUGGAUUCACUGCUUUGAGAACGUCAUCGCCCUCAUCUACCUGGCAUCGCUUAGCGAGUACGACCAGCGCCUGGAAGAGAACAACGAGGAGAACCGCAUGAAGGAGAGCCUGGCCCUGUUCGGGACCAUCCUGGAGCUGCCCUGGUUCAAAAGCACCUCGGUCAUCCUGUUCCUCAACAAGACCGACAUCCUGGAGGAGAAGAUCCCCACCUCCCACCUGGCCACCUACUUCCCCAGCUUCCAGGGCCCCCAGCGGGACGCGGAAGCCGCCAAGAAAUUCAUCCUGGAAAUGUACACGGGAAUGUACUCGGGCUGCGUGGACGGCUCCGAGGGCAGCAAGAAGGGCCCGCGCUCCCGCCGCCUCUUCAGCCACUACACGUGCGCCACGGACACGCAGAACAUCCGCAAGGUCUUCAGGGACGUGCGGGACUCGGUGCUGGCCCGCUACCUGGACGAGAUCAACCUGCUGUGACCCACGCCCGAUGCGCAGGGACGUCCCUGCCACUCGCAGAGAGGUCCUCCCUGGCUCUUCCUGGCACAGCGCCUCCCUGGACUCGGUUUACCGCUUUGGAGAGGAGACGGAGCAGGAUGGCCAUUGGGGACGCCGCGGGGAGCCAAAGGCGAAGACAUCGGGGACCGAAGACGUGCACGGGUGGGCGUGUCCCGGGCGGGGAUAGGGCGCUCCCUGGGCUGCCGCUCACCUGCCUUCGCGGAAACCGCCUUCGGGGGCGGACUCGGGCGCCCCCUGGUGGGCAAUGGCGGGAACGCCUUGCUGAACGCUUCUCGGCCCGAGGGCUCGGUGGGUGAACUCUUGCAGGACUUCUUUUCCUAGCGAGGGCACAAGAUCGCCGAAAAGUGCUAGCCCUUCCAGAGCCGCUAGCCUCAGUGUCUUGUCCUGGUUUGCAGAGGAGGGAAACCGAGGCACACAUCAGGGUUUUCCCGCCUUCCUAGGCUGGGAUCCAGGCAUACAACGUGAAAAUAGCCUUCUGUAUUUAUUCCCUCGCUUUUCGAGGUAGACAUUAAAGAAAGGACACUCCAGA